AUGCGCUCUUCGGUAUCUUUCUUGCGCUCUUGCGCCCGUACAGCUGCGCCUCGAGCAGCAUGGGUUCAACCUGCAGAGUACAUUCCAGCGGCCUCAAAACGCUUUGUUCACACACCGCGAACAUCAACUGUCACACGUCCCUCGCCUAUCAUCUUAAGGGCCGGACUUCCUUCUCUGGCACGAUUCGAAUCUAGUUCAGCAACAUUGCCGCAAAAGAACACAUCGACUCAGGCGCCCGAAACGCGACUCGACCGCGAGCAGGUGCCCUCAUAUGAGCUCACAUUCACGUGCAAUGUUUGCAAGACUCGGUCAUCGCAUCGACUGUCUAAGCAAGGCUAUCACAAGGGCACCAUCCUGAUCGCAUGUCCUGAUUGUAAAAACAGGCAUUUGAUCAGCGACCACCUCAAGAUCUUCUCAGACAAGUCUGUUACAAUCGAGGACCUGAUGAAAGAAAAGGGCAAUCUCGUCAAGCGUGGCUCACUAAGCGCAGAAGGCGAUGUCGAGUUUUGGGACGAUGGCUCAUCUACACCACGCUCCGCACACUUCCAUACCGAAUCGUCACCCAAGGGCGAGGAGCGCUUGACCGAUAAGAACCAGACAUCAUCGCAGACCCCAAAAGAGUAA
This is a messenger RNA of Ascochyta rabiei, 624 nucleotides long. RefSeq lists its product as uncharacterized. Gene Ontology annotation, biological process: protein stabilization; protein folding; protein import into mitochondrial matrix. Gene Ontology annotation, molecular function: protein-folding chaperone binding; zinc ion binding. Gene Ontology annotation, cellular component: mitochondrion. The record is from RefSeq and is a predicted model, not a curated record. NCBI's taxonomy places the organism in Eukaryota, Fungi, Ascomycota, Dothideomycetes, Pleosporales, Didymellaceae. The transcript is spliced from 2 exons. Bases 1 to 624 code for a protein of 207 amino acids.